Scophthalmus maximus (turbot) is the source of this 3416-nucleotide messenger RNA. Its product is annotated as carcinoembryonic antigen-related cell adhesion molecule 16. The coding region runs from base 41 to 1015 and encodes 324 amino acids. Lineage: Eukaryota; Metazoa; Chordata; Actinopteri; Pleuronectiformes; Scophthalmidae. The record is from RefSeq and is a predicted model, not a curated record. The transcript is spliced from 12 exons.
UGAGGGCUCUGAGGCAACAUUGCACAAGUCAGUGUUCACAAUGGACAAGAUGAUGCUCAGGGCUGCUGUGCUGCUCAUUUUGUCAGGUCACUUAGGUUUGUGCGUGGGUGAAGACAUCUUAUCCCCGGGACCCCUGAGUGGAGCAGUGGCAGGGUUAGUGAAAUUCACCACAAACCUCGUGCCUCCCAAGAAUCCAUUCCUCUCCGUCAGCUGGAGUUUCAAAGGGCUCAACAUCAUCACGUCCACCAGCACCAACACCACGCAGCCCGGGUAUGUCAGCAGAAUCACGUUAGACCGGGCCACCGGAGGCCUGGAGCUCAGAAACCUGGUGCUGGAGGACAGUGGGGAGUACACCGUCACCAUCAUACCACACGAAGGGCCACAGAAGCAGGGGAAGACCACUCUGACCGUGUAUGCACCGAUAACAGGAGCCACCGUCCGCAGCCCCGUGGCCGUCCUGAUAGAAGAGAGAAGCUCCACCAACCUCACCUGCGAGGCCUCGGGCUCCAUCGGCAGCAGAAUCUGGAUGAAGGACGGACGGCCUCUCCAUCCCAGCAGCCGACUCAGCUUCUCCGCGGACAACAGGACAGUGUUCAUACAACCUGUGCACUUCUCCAACCAUGGCACCUACCAGUGUCGAGUCAGCAACCCAGUCAGCACCAUGACUGUGGCCCAUAAUCUGACUGUCAACUUUGGACCACACAACAUAUCGAUUAUCGGACCGUCAGCAGCUACGCCUGGCCAGCGAGUGAUGCUGCAGUGCACAGCGGACUCUGUCCCACUGGCAAACUUCAACUGGAUGUUCAACGGCAACGAGACUCGUGUGAAUAACUCCAUGUAUAUCAUAGAACGGUUGGGGCUGGAAAACAUAGGGAAUUACACCUGCAGUGCCAGAAAUAUGGUGACCAUGCUGGAAAACUCCACAAUGUUGAAUCUAAGAGCAUCCUGCACUGCCCCCUGCUGGUCGUUCUCAGUGCUGGUGAUCAGUGCAGCAACUCUGAGCGUGUUAAAGUGAGAAGAAGUGAAAGAUUCUUCACUCCGUAUUAUUAUCAUGAAAUAUUAUUGUGGACCAAGAGACGUCGAUCAUGCAGCUCGUCGUUCCUGAAAACAAAGCAGCGAGUCUUGCAACGGAAAAAUAAUUAUUAACUUGUUAUUUAAUUACACGUCAUGAAAAAUAAACAUACAGGAAAUGUAUGUUUAUUGCUUUAUUGUAGGUAUCAGCACCAGCUGGGUUUAUAUCUCACAUUCCUUGUGCAUUCUAUUAUAUGUGGAUGUAAUAGUGCAAAUAAAAGUCAGUGUGGGAACAACUGUUUCAACAAUUUACACAACCAUAAAUGCCUCCUACUGCUGACGUGAUCAUGAUGAAACCUUUGAACCAAAGGUCAUGGUUAUUUAGAGAAAGAGAGAAUUUCAAUAUCGAAACACUCCAGGCUUGAGAAAUGUUUUCUGGAAGAUGCUGAUCAGCAAUUUCACAACCCAGAUUUCUUAGUCGGGUUUUUGUUUUCUCUAUCAUUGCAUUAUUAAAAUAACAAUAAUAAUAUCAUGCAUUGUAUCUGACAGCCUCUGUCCAUGUAGGCAGUGAAAUAUAUUAGGUCAUACUAUGUUACCUUUUUCCCCCCAGGAAGUAGUUGUGUAAAACUAGACUUCCCCCUCUGGUGACAAUAAUUCAACAGUGCUACAAACAUUAUGACCCUUACACUUUUCACACAAUUGUUUCACACAAUCUAAAUAUCUACGCCUCAACAGGUCUCCUAUUUUUUUGCUGCACAGCGUCGUGUUGUUGGAGACAUUUCUCCUGUCGCCGGGCCGCAACUUUUUUCAGUUGUUUCGAGGUAAGAAAUUCUUACUCUGUUUCCUUAAUGUUGAGGUUAGGGCUGAUACAAGAAGUGAUGGUGUCUAAACCUGACACAUGAUGCCAUCAGCUAUUUUAACUUUGACUCACUUUUGAACAGUAAUGGACCAUAGUAACCUCCCAAAUUUGCUUGUGCAUGAAUUCAUGUGCUUGGAAAGACUCCUGCAUUGUGAGGUGUGUUUGUUUUGUCCAACACCUGAGGUUGGGCACAAUGAAAACUUGCAGCAAAUCCCCUCUCGUGCUGCUGGAGCUGAUUUACAUCACAUUAUUUCCAGUUCUGGAGGCACAACGAGUCAGUGUCUGGCCCGAAGUGAUUGGAUACCUGGGGCAUAAUGUCACGCUGCCAUGCCAGUUCAUCCAAGGACCAGAAAAAGGCAUUAUUACUCAGGUUCAGUGGAGUCUCCUGCAACCAGAAGGAAAUAGAUACACCAUUAUCGUUUCUAAUAAAAAGUUUGGGGUUAAUAUUCCAGAAUCUCCACUCAAGGAGAAAGUGGCGAUAAAAGAACAAGCGUUGAUAAUUGAAAAUGUUGAGAUGAAAAAUGCAGGGUUGUACAUGUGCACUCUUGCAACCUUCCCCAGUGGCUCAUUUGACGGAACAACCAGCCUCAUUGUUCAAGAGCAGAUGCCGUUAUCAGCAGGGGUGGUGACUGCUAUAGCGAUUGCUGCUAUACUCGUGGUAGGGAUUAUGACAGCUGGAGCUUACUUCAUCUUCAUCAGAAGGCGUGAUUCCUCGGUCAGACACAGUGUCUUCAUUGACACAGGUCGGACAGUGAUGGAUGUGUCCGGGCCUUCGGUUCUUGAAAGAGACGAGGGUGCGGUCUACUCCGACGUCAAGUUCAGACCAGCCAGAGAUGAGACGUCCUCUGACAAUGACAGACGCACGAAGUCCACAUGUGCUGAUGUCACGUACGCCGAAGUUGUAGUUUUGGGUCAGCAGCCCAAAUGAGGUCCAGAAAAAAAAAAUCACCUUAAAGCUGCUGUAUGUACAAUAAAUUGCAUUCAUCCUAUUUUUGUCAUCAUGCAGUAUAAUAUCAGCAUAUUCUGACAUCUAUGGAUAAAAUGCUCACCUGCAACUCUGUAGGUGCUCUCACAAGUUCUUGUUUUUUUUUCCCCCUUCCAUUGGCCUGUGCCAGACCAAGCUGGGAUGAUUUGUGUUUCCUCCAUAACCUCACUGGGGGAUGUACAAGAAAUGUAACAUUUCUCAUAGAAGAAUGUUUUUCAAGAACAAAUGCAGUCCUUGAAAUAACACCACUUUUAGCGUGUUUUCCACUGUGUAUUCCACCACGGCACGACCGCUGCCAUGCUCAUGGCGUAGUCAGCAUUCAGUCAUUUGAUGAUUAGCAAAAAAACAAACUACAACUGAUGUUGUGUCAUCAUAUUGUGUCAUCAUAUUUUAAAGUAUUUGGUCACGUGUAAAAUAACAUUUUGACCUGCGAGAUGAAAACUCUGUUGUAGAAGCAAUAUGCAGUAUCCUCCAUGAAUGUGUGUGUGCGUGUGUGUGUGUGUGUGUGUACCAAAUUGAAUAACCUAUGCCUUUCGUGUUUCAAUAAAGAACUUAAGUCAA